This is a messenger RNA of Thalassophryne amazonica, 1238 nucleotides long. It is a transcript of the gene npy2r, whose product is annotated as neuropeptide Y receptor Y2. The transcript is spliced from 3 exons. Gene Ontology annotation, biological process: G protein-coupled receptor signaling pathway. Gene Ontology annotation, molecular function: neuropeptide Y receptor activity. Gene Ontology annotation, cellular component: membrane. The coding region runs from base 1 to 1170 and encodes 389 amino acids. The record is from RefSeq and is a predicted model, not a curated record. Lineage: Eukaryota; Metazoa; Chordata; Actinopteri; Batrachoidiformes; Batrachoididae.
AUGGCUCUGAUAAAGUGCGCUGAAGGAGCGGAAUCCACCAAAGUGUGCAGACUGUCAGAUUUACGUGGGCUGUUACCAAUGGAUACUGCAACGCUAGUAAACGUAACACAGGUGCAAGCUUUUGAACUUCAUGUUAACGCCUCCAACUCCUCUUCGUCUACAUCUUCAGCCAUCGACGACCUUUCGAAUCUGGAGGACAGCACAAAGCUUUUUGGAAUACAACUUAUUCUUAUCCUUGCUUACAGCACAAUCAUUUUGUUUGGCGUUAUCGGAAACUCCUUGGUGAUAUAUGUUGUCUACACAUUUAAAAAUUUGAGAACUGUCACCAAUUUCUUUAUUGUGAACUUGGCUAUCGCCGAUUUGCUGGUGAACACGUUGUGUUUACCUUUCACUCUUGUUUAUACGCUGUACGGCGAGUGGAAGUUCGGUCGGGCAUUGUGCUUUUUGUUGCCUUUUGCGCAAGGCGUGGCCGUGCACGUGUCCACCAUCACUUUAAACGUUAUUGCCCUGGAUCGCUACAGGAGCAUUGUCUACCACCUGGAGAGCAGAAUGUCCAAAGACACGUGCACUGCCAUUGUUGUAAUGACAUGGGCACUCAGCGCCCUGUUAGCUAGCCCACUCGCCAUCUUUAGGGAGUACGGGAUGUUGGAACUUACAGCAGACGAAUCCAUUCUAGUGUGUACAGAGAAGUGGCCAGACGGCAGCAUGAAUGGAAGCGUCUACAGUUUAUCGAUGCUUGUAGUUCAAUACGUCCUACCGUUGGUCAUCAACUCCGUCGCCUACAUUGGUAUUUGGAGUAAAUUGAAAAAUUGCACCAGUUUUGGUGCACGAAACGAAAACCAAUGGCGCAGGAAAAGGACCACCGAGAUGCUGGUCACUAUGGUGGUAGUUUUUGCAGUCAGCUGGCUGCCUCUCCAGGCCUUCCAGCUAGCCGCAGACAUCGACGGCAGCAUUCUUGCCAUGAAGGACUUUAAGCUGCUUUUCACCGCGUUCCACAUCGUGGCUAUGUGCUCGACGUUCGUCAAUCCCAUCCUGUACGGCUGGAUGAACAACAACUACAGGGCAGCUUUUUUCUCAGUGUGCAACUGCAAACGGCCUUUCGAUUUGAGGUCAAAACGUUACGAAGUGAGACACACACAAAGAAUUAAAGCUUGUACAACAAACAUCUGAACGGCAGAAACAGUUUAUGAAAAUGUGACCUUUGUGACUGUGUAGGUAAUUUGAUUCGUCAGAGUAAU